This is a messenger RNA of Cololabis saira (Pacific saury), 2200 nucleotides long. Its product is annotated as extracellular matrix protein 1-like. Lineage: Eukaryota; Metazoa; Chordata; Actinopteri; Beloniformes; Belonidae. The record is from RefSeq and is a predicted model, not a curated record. Gene Ontology annotation, biological process: regulation of bone mineralization; signal transduction. The coding region runs from base 161 to 1732 and encodes 523 amino acids. Gene Ontology annotation, cellular component: extracellular region. The transcript has 11 exons.
UAUUUGUCCGGCUGCCUGGUCCUGAGCUCAGACUUCAGACAGACAGCAGCUUCUGCUGGUCCAGUUAAAGGGCCAUACACCCGCUCCGUGUGUUUUCCUGGACGUCCUCCCAGCUGGACCCAGCUGUUCCUGAACAUUCAGCUCCAAUACCGCAGUCAUCAUGAGGUCUGCAGGCUCGUCCUGGGCUCUGCUCUGCUCCACCGCGCUGCUCCUGGUCCUGUUCACUUCUGCAUCCGAAGAGUUGCCAAGACGACAAUCAAUCCUGCAGCAAGAAGCAGACAUGACAGAAUUCGAUCCUAUGGAUAUGGACUUACUUCAGCGCCCGGUAGACAUGUUCGACAUCUUCCACGAAGGGUUUGGGCAAGAGUUGCCACGACCUCAGUCACCCAUGCAGCAAGAGGUGGACUUGACAGAUAUUCUCAGUCCAAACGGCGACUCCAGACCAGUCUUGACACCAAGAGGAAGUCGACCUGGUUUUAGUCCUCGUUCUUUCUUUCAGCCAAUACCUCCAAUACCGAGCUAUCCAGUUCAGUUUCCCCAUGGACGGCCAACGUCUGAAAACAUCCAAGCCGUCUGUCUCAAUGGAGACCAUCGGCCCCGCUACCCGCAGUCUUACUUUCCAUCCUCUGGAUUCAGCAAGCAAAGGCGGAAGGCCACUGCUGUCAAUAAUGCGGAGGCCUGGUUUAUUACGUGCUGCAAAGGGAACCAGACGUGGGCGACAGAUGCGCUGCUGUGUUGUGCAACUCAAGCAUGGGAGCUGUCAGUUGAUUUGUUCUGCGAGGAGGAUUCCAGCGUGAAAGAUAUUCAAUAUCAUUGCUGUGAAAAAAGAGGCCAUGAAAGACAGACGUGUUUUACCAAAGAUGCUCCAAACCCAAGCUACGAGCCAACAGAGGAACUUCCAGUGACACCACUUCCAUCCACCAACAACUUUGACUUUGAUCCCAGCACAUGUAUGAGAACUGUGAUGACUCAAUAUCGUGCCAGAACAAACAGAAGAAAAGUAGUAAAGAAACUAGCUGCUAACAAGAAAAUCGACAUCAACUUUCCUCUUGGACAACCCACAGAAGAUAACAUUGAACCACUGUGUCACAUGCAGAAGCUUCGGCCGCUCUAUAACACCAAGUGCGUGCCUCGUUCAGGCUAUGAACUACUGGCUCAUCAGGCAAAGAGUAUAAAUCGUUUGGAAAAGGGUUUGAAACAGUGCUGCAAAAAGAAGCAGGGUGUACUCAACUGUGCUGAACAGAAGUGGCGUGAGGAAAUAGACAAAUUCUGCUCGACUGUGAACGCUGGACAGAUGGAUUUCCAGUGUUGUUCAGGGGAUGUAACGCCUGAUCGCUACACCUGUUUCAAGUUAAAUUCUCCAGAUCCACACUACAACAUGACUUCUUUGGCCACUUCUGCCACAGAAGAGCUGUCUCUCACCAAAUUAUGUGACACUCACAAUAUUAUCAAGAAGAGAUUCCCCGUUGGCUUUCCUCUCAAGACCUUUGUGAGCCAAUGCUGCCCCCUACCUGAACAAGAGAAGGCCAGUUGUUCCAUGCAGCAGAUGCAGGAAAUUUCCCAGAAUGUCUGCUCGUCAAAGCAGAAAGCCCCUCCAGCUGUCCGCCGCUGCUGUAAGAUGGCUUCAAAAGAAGAGAUUCCACAGUGUUUCUCCAAAAUUGUCAGGGAUGCCAUCACUAAAGCAACCAAUGCCUCGCGCCAGAAGAAGAGGAAGAGAUGCCCUCUGUCCUAAAUCCUCUCAAUCUCUUGUUGGCACUGGACCAGAUAAGGAAACGUUCAUCUGUCUAGACAGAUGCCUUCCAGUCACUCAGAGUAUUCAAAAUGUUGACCAAAUUGUAGCUUCACCUUCUGUUAGUGUUAAUUCAAGUCACCUACGAUCACCUGAGAAUCAUUGUUACAUUUACAAUUAUGCGGUACGCUAGUUUUUAAAAACCUGAUUAUUAUCUGUGUCACCGUACCAUUAUUUUCAUUUUAGCGCUGCUCUUUUCAUAUUAGAUUUUAGAUAGUUUCUUUAAAAACAUUUGGAGUUACAAGAUCAGUUUCUGCCUCUUUAUAUUGUUUUGUGUCAAAGACUGUAUUUUAAACAGUUUUAAUAAAAGCAUUUUUAAACAGUCCAUUUGUUUAGUUUACUGUGGGACAUGGCACAUUCCAUGCAAGGCCUCUCGUGGUUCUGGGAAUAAACAUUUUAAAUUUAAGCUCA